GUCUGAUCUGGCAUGAGACAGGAUCCGGGCGCAAGUUUGCUGCAGGGCCUUGUUGAUGAAUGGCUGAUCCCGGGCCUUUAACAGGUCAUCUGCGUCGACGGGUGCUACUCGACAUCCACCACACCAGAGGGGCACGACCUGUACCGGUAAUGCAUCUUUGUCCUCUCUCCGUCGUGACCGCAUGGCGGCUGAGAUUUGACUCGCGCAAAUAAACUCACAUACCGCGCUGUGACCCGCGUCCACACUGCCAGGCCAAGCCCCAUACAGCUUCCCUUGCACAACAUCGCAUCGUGGUACCGCCAUGGAGGAUCGCACGCCCACUGGAGGCAGAGCCAAUCCACCGCCAGAGAACGCCCGCCAGAGCAGCGCAUAUGGCAGUGACAUGCCUACAUCGACGGCUACAAGUGCGGAGACGGCGCGCUGGCGAUCGCAAGCUGCCAUGCCGCCAACAGGCUAUGGGUCCAUCACCUCUGGCAUCGACCGUCGGCAGCAAAGUACCGGCACGUCUGACCAGGGAUCGUCGACUGCGAAACCGAAGAAGCCCUCGAUGAGCCGCCGCGCCACAUCGUCCAAGUUUCCACACAAGGGCCAGGAGUUCAGUGUUGAUGACGCUGAGGAGGAAGUGCAGCUCGAUCAAGCUCAGCUAGAGCAGCUGCUCAAGCAACAUCGGCAACCCCAGCCAUUACGCCGGAAACCGUCGACGGUCCGCCGCAAGACUGGCGCGCAACCAGCGACACUUACGACGAUAGAGUCGACCGAGGACGAUGAAAUCGAGCAAGAGCGUGCAGGCCCUCCAGUAGGGCAAGAGGCGGAGGUUCAACCUGGCUCAUCGGAGGAGGAAACCGUACGAGCAGAAGACGACGACGACGAGAGCGGCACUCCUGACGAGGACGACGACGAGGCCGAGCUCAGCGAUACCGAGAGCUUCACGCUACGGGACCGCCAGGACGCCAUCAACGUGACACACCCGUUCGGUAUCCGCAUCUGGAAGCCUGCCUUGUACAAGAAGGGACGCUCAGUGCAACGCAACGCAGAGGCCGACAUUCAUUCUUCGCCGGGCCUUUUCGUGAGCAGAUGGCUCGUCGUCUUCAACAUCGCUUGGACACUGGUCUUUGGCUGGUGGUUGGCCAUAAUCGCGGCUGGUGGUGGCCUUCUGUGUGCCGUGCUUGGAUUCGAUGAUAGCUGCCGGGAGUACUCACAUCUACUCCUUCAUCUCGCCGUCUACGUCUUCUAUCCGUUUGGCAAGUACGUCAAGCUGCUGCAAGACGAUGCAUACGUGGAAGAAGAUGAAGGCGAAGGCCGCAGCAUCAGCGAAUACGAGCAGUGGCAGAGCGGUGACAUUGAAGAAGGACGGCUCUUCUUUGGCCCCACGACUGGCACGAGCUCUCUUAUCGGCCGACGACGCAAUAGCGUAGACUCUUCUGGCGGCGAAACAACAAGUCUGCUUGGGCGAGACGGCCGGGCCAACAUCGUCCAGUCUGACACCGCGAAAACUAAGCGGAGGCUGUUUGGUCGUGGGAAAUGGAAUCUCGGCCGCGUCAUCUUCUUCGUCUACUUCUAUGGCAUCUUGACCCCAGCACUGUUCCUGGUCUCGGGACUGUGUUUCUUCCUCGUCUUCACAAUACCCAUGGGCAAAGUCACGCUACUCCUCUUCGACCAUCUACGACGUCACCCCUUGGCUUUGUCUUUCCACUCUGACAACGGUAAUGUCCGUCGUCCCGGCGAGUCUUCCUCGAUUCUACUAUGCACCUAUCGUGCAGUCGGUAUCAAAUACUGGAAAUACACAAUCGACGGCACCAAUAUCUUCCUCAUCAACCUCCUCGGUCUUGUAGCCUUCACCAUUUUCGACUACUGGGUUUUGGAUGAAGUGAUGGGUCUUAAGAUCUGGCUAACGGAUCAGUUCCUCCUUUUCACACUGGCGUUGUUAUCUAUCAUCCCUCUGGCGUACUUCAUUGGUCAAGCAGUCGCCUCCAUCUCUGCCCAGUCCUCCAUGGGUGUUGGCGCAACAAUCAACGCCUUCUUCUCGACAGUCGUCGAGGUCUUCCUGUACUGUGUGGCACUCAAGCAGGGCAAAGCACAGCUUGUCGAAGGUAGUAUUAUCGGCAGCAUUUUCGCAGGUAUCCUAUUCCUGCCAGGCUUGUCCAUGUGUUUUGGUGCCUUGAAGCGUAAGACUCAACGCUUCAACGUAAGGUCGGCCGGCGUGACGUCUACUAUGCUUUUGUUUGCUGUAAUUGGCGCAUUCGGGCCCACAUUGUUCUAUCAGGUCUAUGGAAGCCACGAACUCAACUGUCACUCAUGCAUUACCCACCAUAACCUUCCAUCAGAGAGAGACUGUCGGAGAUGUUACUAUUCACAGGUGCCAGCGCUGAACGAUCGCUUUUACAACGAGGCCGUGAAGCCAUACACGUGGUUUGCCGCUGCUCUGCUCUUCUGCUCCUACGUGAUUGGCUUGCUGUUCACCCUGCGAACACAUGCGGCAACAAUCUGGACUAGCGAACCCGAGGAGAAAGAAAAGAAGCCUAUGGAAAUGAGUGCGAGCGGUCUCAGCAACAGCGGGCAUCUAGACUUUCCUCAUUCAUCGUUUGUCAGACAAGCGACGGGUCAGUCUGUGUCGCGUGCACAUAUACGGGACAGUCAGCUAUACAAGCGCAUCGUUGGUCAGACCCUGCACGAAGUCGGCCUUGGUCAUGAGGAUACGCACUCGGAGAACCCCCGUCCGAGCUCGAAAUCAGAUGGACAGACUCCACACAUGGUACCGCCCAAGGAUGGGGACACGCGAUUGCACCAUGCCUUCCACGUUGAAGGCCUCACAGAUGACGCUGCCGAGUCACUCGCACGACAAAUUACCGAGAUUGCCGCAACGACGACAGCUUUAGCAACGCGUGAUGUCACAAGAGACCCGCGCAAAGCUGCUCACCGUGUAAACACACCGAGUAAAGGACAUGCUGAGCGUCCGGCCAAUACGCGAACUACGACUGAGGCCCCAGAGGAACCGGAGACGGCCCCCGGUCACACGUCAGGGGGACACGACGCGCCCAACUGGAGUCGGCAGAAGAGUGCUGCGAUUCUUCUAUCGGCGACGAUUGCCUAUGCCAUCAUCGCUGAGAUCCUAGUCAACACAGUCGAUGCAGUCCUAGACGGCUCAGAUAUUGACGAGAAGUUCCUCGGCAUCACACUGUUCGCCCUGGUGCCCAACACGACCGAGUUCCUCAACGCCAUAUCCUUCGCCAUGAACGGUAACAUUGCAUUGUCCAUGGAGAUUGGAUCCGCAUACGCCCUGCAAGUCUGUCUUCUCCAGAUCCCAGCUCUGGUCUUCUAUAGUGCAGUACAUGCAUCGUACAUUCCGGCUCGGGAAGUCGCCCAUCAAACCUUUACCCUCAUCUUCCCCCAGUGGGACAUGAUUACGGUCAUCCUUUGCGUCUUCCUCCUCUCCUACAUGUACGGGGAGGGGAAGAGCAACUACUUCAAAGGCUCGAUUCUCAUCCUAUCGUAUCUGGUUGUCAUUGCUGGCUUCUAUCUCUCCGGCUUCAACAUGGACUACGAGAGGAUGGGUGUCGAUCCAAACGAUACACUAGCGCUUGGGGGUCUAAUGGAGCAGUCAAUGACAUUCAAGACGGCUGGAAGGGGCCGAAGUGGUGCCGCUUACUGACGAAGUGACGCUGUGUAGGGGUUGUAGAGCUGGCGGAGGUGGUUCAAUGAUAAUAUUAGCUCGAUCCAGCAUUAUGCUGAACUGCAUUGGUGUAUAGGAUUGGCAUACAGAGCUCAUAGCGCAGGCGUCCGGUCUUGGUUGUUUUGUUUCUUUCCCACAGCAAGUCUAGUAUUGCAGCAUCGGUAUCUGUCACAAAUAAAGCACAGUACCAUAUCAAUAGGCUUUGUGUUCCCGUGCUAGUGACGAGGGCUUGCUUUUUGUGCAUGUGGUCUUGGAAACGCGGGGUAAGAUUGGGGAAGGCCGAAGUGCGAUUGAUUCUCUAGUUUGCAUCCACGGUGCCAUUCCACAGUAGCAACAAGAUGUACAGUGUC
This is a messenger RNA of Cucurbitaria berberidis CBS 394.84, 4020 nucleotides long. RefSeq names its product calcium permease family membrane transporter-like protein. The transcript has 3 exons. Gene Ontology annotation, molecular function: calcium:proton antiporter activity. Gene Ontology annotation, cellular component: endomembrane system; membrane. The record is from RefSeq and is a predicted model, not a curated record. The coding region runs from base 302 to 3649 and encodes 1115 amino acids. Lineage: Eukaryota; Fungi; Ascomycota; Dothideomycetes; Pleosporales; Cucurbitariaceae. Gene Ontology annotation, biological process: calcium ion transmembrane transport; intracellular calcium ion homeostasis.